AUGCCUUUCGAGAUCACCAGGGCAGUUCGUCUCACCCCCACUGUUUUCCUUCUUGAUUUCAAUGGUAAUAACAUCCUUCGAGACAUGUUGCCCAGCGACGAACAAGAAAUGAAGCGGCUAGAUCUUCAUCAUGCGUUGAUGCUUUGGCUGCUGGACAGCCACCUUCAUUAUGCUCCAAUUGGUUCAGAACCCCAGCGAGUCCUUGAUCUUGGUACUGGGACAGGCAAUUGGGCUGUCGAUUUUGCCGAUCUGUAUCCAACAGCAGAAGUCAUUGGAACGGACUUGACGCCUAUACAGUCCACUUUCGUGCCCCCGAACCUAAGGUUCAUUAUUGACGAUUUUGAGGACGAGUGGGCAUACGAUGAUACGCCUUUUGACUACAUCCAUGGACGAUAUCUGGCGUCCUCAGUUCGAGACUGGCCACGACUAGUUAGGCAAUCUUUUGAGAAUCUAAAGCCUGGCGGCUGGGUCGAGUUCCAGGAAUGGGACACGCACAUAUAUUCAAAGGAUGAUUCGUUAGCCGAAGACGCGGCACUUUUCAAGUUCCACCACUACACAUGUGGCCGCCGCACUGCUGCUGGCUACGAUUCUCAGCCAGGCUCAAAGGUCGAGGGCUGGCUUCGAGACGCCGGCUUCAUCAACGUGCAGGCGGUUAAACUACCCAUUCCGCUGGGUAUAUGGCCCAAGGACAACAAAUAUAAGCAAGUCGGAAUAUGCAACUACCUGCAGUUUCAAGCUGGUAUGGAAGGCAUCGCACUCGGGUGCCUAGCGAGGACAGCGGAAGAUCCUUGGUCCAUAGAAGAGGUGCAGGUUUUGCUGGCGGAGACGAGAAGAGAUAUGAAGAACCCAAAGAUUCAUGGACAGUACGACUUGUAA
This is a messenger RNA of Fonsecaea pedrosoi CBS 271.37, 876 nucleotides long. RefSeq lists its product as uncharacterized. Lineage: Eukaryota; Fungi; Ascomycota; Eurotiomycetes; Chaetothyriales; Herpotrichiellaceae. The coding region runs from base 1 to 876 and encodes 291 amino acids. Gene Ontology annotation, molecular function: methyltransferase activity. The transcript is spliced from 4 exons. The record is from RefSeq and is a predicted model, not a curated record.